Drosophila eugracilis is the source of this 1236-nucleotide messenger RNA. RefSeq names its product glutathione S-transferase theta-3 (gene GstT4). The transcript has 4 exons. The record is from RefSeq and is a predicted model, not a curated record. Bases 193 to 900 code for a protein of 235 amino acids. Gene Ontology annotation, cellular component: cytoplasm. Gene Ontology annotation, molecular function: glutathione transferase activity. NCBI's taxonomy places the organism in Eukaryota, Metazoa, Arthropoda, Insecta, Diptera, Drosophilidae. Gene Ontology annotation, biological process: glutathione metabolic process.
GCGACAGUGCUGCGAGCUCAGUCUAGCAGCAAAAGUCCAGCAGUCCGGUUCCAAGCGAUCACAGUUUUGAAUCUUGGAUUUUCGAAUUUGGAUUGUAUUGGAUUUUGAAGUAUUUUUUCUUUUUUUUUUUUGAAAAAAAAAAAUAAAACUAGUCACUACUUGGACACCGCAAAGUCAAGCAGAGUUAACAAGAUGUCGCAGCCACUUAAGUUCUACUUUGAUUUCCUGAACCAAUCGAGCCGGGCGCUCUAUAUCCUUUUGGAAGCAUCCAAAAUUCCCUUCGAGGCCAUUCCCAUAUCGAUGCUGAAAGGUGAGCACUUGACUGGCGAGUUCCGGGACAAUGUCAACCGGUUCCGCAAGCUGCCUGCAAUCACAGAUCAUGGCUACCAGCUGUCCGAGAACGUGGCCAUCUUCCGGCAUCUGGCUCGCGAGAAGCUGGUGCCAGAGCACUGGUAUCCACGACGUCAUCUUGGUCGCAGCAGGAUCGAUGAGUAUCUGGCUUGGCAGCAGACUAACAUGGGCGUAGCCACCACUGAGUAUUUCCAGCAAAAGUGGCUGGUGCCUUAUCUGCAGAAGACUCGUCCCGCUGAUAAUGCGGUGAAUCUCGCUAGCAAGCAGCUGGAGCACACGCUCAACGAGUUCGAGCAGCUUUUCCUUAACUCCCGCAAGUUUAUGCUGGGUGACAACAUCUCCUUUGCGGACCUCAGCGCCAUCUGCGAGAUCGAUCAGCCCAAAUCCAUCGGCUACAAUACGUUCCAGAAUCGCAACAAGCUUGCCCGUUGGUAUGAGACGGUCCGCGAAGAGCUUGGUCCCCACUACAAGGAGGUUCUUGGGGAGUUCGAGACCAAGCUGAAGGGCAGCGGCAGUGGGCAGCAGCAGGCUCAGGCGGUGAAGCAAUAGCCGAGGGAUCCAUCCACCCUCGGACCGUCCACAAAUCUUGUUUAGUUCCCUAAGACAAUCGACUAUUUAAUCCCUAUUUUUUUUUUAAUCGUAUACAUAUUUACCUUUUGUGAUUAUAUUUUUGGUUUUCCUAUCCAAUAAGUUUUAACCUUCCUAAAAGUCUUUCGUCGUCUACCUUUUUCUUUUGUUAACCCUAGUAAUGUUUAGCAAUGCUCAUUUGUAAGUCUCUGUCUUUCUGUCAUACCUACGAAAAAAAAACUUAUUAUAAUAUUAGAACUUAGUUGUUAAUUAUGAAUCCUAAUUAUACGUAUAUAAAGAACGCUUAUGAUUGUUAAA